AUGAACGGCAUGAUGGUGAACAAUGCUCACGAGCUCUUCGCCGGUUUCGUCGACGAGCUUGCGCGCUCAUGGUCCAAUACAUUAGACAGCAAAGCAGAGAUUGGCAUCGAGAUUCCAGCAAAUCCAGUACUCGGCGCUCUUACCACUAUUCGUGUCGAUAUGCCUAUUCGCCAGACAUGGAUGCUGCUUCUCGAAGCAUUCCCCGAUGCUGCCCGCCACACCACAUUCGUCCGGAGCUAUUGGCAGCGUGAUGAAUCACUCUACAUCCGCGCGGGACGCGAGUCCCUCCGGGCUGUGCGGAACGACCGUGGCAUGAACUCCCGAUAUCACAGCACAGAGUUCGCGGAGCCGUACCUAUCCACGAGAAGACUCCAACUCCUGAAGCUUAUACCGCUCACUCCCUCACUACCAGUCGCUCCCUUGCUACCACCACUCGAGACAUCACUUCAGCUCUCCUACGAUAAGCACAUCACCUCGGCAUAUUUGAGCUUCGCGCUUCGGAUGAAUCCUCACGAUAUAGCCUCUGUGCUUGCGGCUCUCGAGCCGAACAAGCUGAUAUGGGUGACUGACUCAGAGAUCGAGCUUGAUCAUGUGCUGGGGAAUAAGCUUAGUAGGGCGACUGACCCAGAGAUUGAGCUUAAUUGUACAGUGGGGAAAAAGCUUAUUCGGGCUACUGACGCAGAGGUUGAGCUUGACAAUAAGGCUGGGAACGUUCUUGCGGAUGAUACUCCCUUGCGCGUAGCACUGUCCAGCCUGGAGCUGCCGAAGCAGCUUGGUUGUGUCUCGGAACUUCGUCAGGUAUGCACUCCAGGAGAUGCGUCUAUUGGGAGACCUCACCACUCGGCAUCCAAUACUCGUCUCAGCUAUAUCACCAUCGUCCUGCUGCAUGCUUGUUCAUUUCCGCGACGGACCUGGUCAACGAGCCAGUCGCCAUCUUGCGCCGUCGUAUUUCGUUCAAUGGUCUCCGGCACUCCGGACGAUCUGUCAUCCGCAAGUACACAUCCCGGAUUGCCGCGUAACGACCAUGAGCAACUGUCAUCUCGUACUCCUCGCCUGGCAACCCGAACCACGAAAGCUCGCCAUGGCCAUAGAGCAACUGGCAACACUACCGGGAGGCGACAGCGCACGAGCUCUAAGACUGCAUUGAGCUCUGUCACUCGUGGAAGUAUCUCCCGCGACAUCACUGUAUCCGUGGACGGACAUCGGCCGACUGGACCUCCCAGGACCUACGUGAUCUGGACGAGACAGUCAGUGUCGGAGACUGCUGUGACAACAUCCAUACCACGGCAAAUCUGGUCUACGUUGACGGCACAAGAAUCGCCACUUACUAGCAUGAGAUCGCAUGACCGCCUGCUGGUUUUCGUGGAAUACUGCUCCUCAUCCGCACAUCCAUGGCGAGAUAGGCAGCUGAUUAAGCAUAUCCCGCGAGAACGACCGUUGAUCUUACUGACCUCGAAUCCUGAUCGCCUCUCUCGCAGACCCGAGGAAAUAAAGCUCACUGUGGAGGACUUCCUUGCGCCAGGUGAUACCUGGCUCUCGCGAGGCGCAGGAUUUGAUGGGGUGGAGAGGGAUACGUGGUUUGAUGUCGAGGAUGAGGUUGGCGGAGUCACAGAACAGCUACGUUGUGGCCGGCAGAAACCGAUGCAACUAAGCUUCUACACUCGAGCUGUAACGACAAUGACACGCUGUAUCCUGGCGGCCGACAACCAGCAGGACGCUCAAAUUACGGCACUACAGGACUUUUUCCGGCUCGUAUGCAAGUUCCAUCACAUCGGCUGCUUCGUGGUCAUUAUCAGGCAAUCACCUCCACGUGGGACUGAGCGCGAGGGAGCUCAAGACUGCAUAAAUACGUUGGCGCGCCAGGAGCACUUCGUCAAUAUAGCAUUGUCGCGCACCAACGUCGAGGUCCGCUAUCUACAAUUGCCCAGGACGAGCGCAUAUGGACCUGACGUCGUGGACGCCAUCGCAAGUGUGCUCGAGGGAUGUCCAAGAAGAACUAUGCUGAUCUCCUCUGCUCUGGACCGCGUUGUACGCAGUAGGGCAAAUUACGACUUCCUACAGAGGCUACUGCUUGCUGGAGACCAUUGUGCUACAAGUCUUGUGUGGGACAGCAGCACCAACCUUCAUCCCGGCGACGCCAUGCAAUUGCCAGCCCCAGCAUAG
Messenger RNA from Recurvomyces mirabilis, 2163 nucleotides. RefSeq lists its product as uncharacterized. The record is from RefSeq and is a predicted model, not a curated record. NCBI's taxonomy places the organism in Eukaryota, Fungi, Ascomycota, Dothideomycetes, Mycosphaerellales, Teratosphaeriaceae. The coding region runs from base 1 to 2163 and encodes 720 amino acids. The transcript is spliced from 8 exons.